CAUCCUGUCGUCUCACCUACUUCUUCCGAUUGUAUCCUCUCUACCCUGCCGUCCGACCUUUACCGCAAAGGAUAACGACAGCCAGAGGAUUUCGAAAUCGUCCUCACACGCACAUACUUACGUAUACGUCGAUGUUACCGGAAUUCCUUGCGGAACAUCGCCAUAAGCAAACGCCUGUCUGCGUAUUGCUUAUUAAAAAGCAAAGCACAAUUGGACUCCUAACCCGGUAUCAGUUGAAUAUAUAACCGCACCCACGUAUCGGUGUUUGUCAUUGUCAGUGUUCUUUUCGAUCAUGUUGUGGCGGUUGGCAGCAGUUCUUUCCGUGGUGGCGAUUGCCCUUGGAGGCGCCCAAGAAGAUGAAUUGAGGAACGGUGAUCAGCUCGUCUCAUCUGUUUUAAUGGACUGUACGGAAAUGGACUGUGUUAAAACAAAGGUACUUACGUACCUUGAUAAUGUGCUGGGAUUAAAAACUCCUGCCGAAACUGCCAGAGGAUUCAAGAACAUCGAUGCUGCUAUUUUCAAAAGAGCUGCACGUGUUUUGAAGACUCACGAAUUUCGGGUGAAACUCCCAGAAAUAUUCUUUGGAGAUAGUGAGGUAGUUUACAAUCCUCGUACUGGAUUAGAUGUUGUUGACAGUGAAACAGAAGCUAGAGGAGCUUUGAAGAAGAAACUCCUCCUCCCAGUCCUUUUACUACUAAAAUUGAAAUUGAAAGCUUUAAUGCCCAUCUUCUUGGCCCUAAUUGGAAUUAAAGCCAUCAAAGCUCUAAUUCUCAGCAAAUUGGCAAUUCUAAUUGUCAUUGGUUUCGUUGUUUAUCAAUUAGUUACCAAAGCAGGUGUGACCAUGCCCAUGGCGAUGAAUGCUGCUCCUGCUGAACCACCAGCACCCAUGUACGGGCCUCCAUCAACCUCUCCACCAAACUCCUACGAGCCCAGUUGGGAGCCAAAUAGUGGAGGACCUUAUGCUAGAGUAUGGAACAACAACCCCUCACCUGUGGAGAACAGUGCACAAAAUUUGGCAUACUCUGCAUAUUAUCCUGGGGCGGUUACCACCACGACAAAUAGACCUUAA
Messenger RNA from Agrilus planipennis (emerald ash borer), 1069 nucleotides. RefSeq lists its product as uncharacterized. The transcript is spliced from 4 exons. Bases 293 to 1069 code for a protein of 258 amino acids. The record is from RefSeq and is a predicted model, not a curated record. NCBI's taxonomy places the organism in Eukaryota, Metazoa, Arthropoda, Insecta, Coleoptera, Buprestidae.